Molecule: messenger RNA, 3126 nt
Organism: Cervus elaphus (red deer)
Lineage: Eukaryota; Metazoa; Chordata; Mammalia; Artiodactyla; Cervidae
Gene: CHST10
Product: carbohydrate sulfotransferase 10
Exons: 9
Coding region: 469-1800 (443 amino acids)
Biological process (GO): carbohydrate biosynthetic process; proteoglycan biosynthetic process
Cellular component (GO): membrane
Molecular function (GO): sulfotransferase activity
Source: RefSeq, a predicted model, not a curated record
AAAUCUUUCCAUCUUUGCUUUUGACCCUCAAGAAUAAAAAUCUCCAAGAAAUACCUGAGAGAGAAAUUCUCUUCUUCCCUGGAAUGGAAACUGGACUUCUUGCAGAACUCAACAAAGAAAGGGAGAAAUUAGUUACUAUCCUGGACAAUUCUCAGUUAUAUUUAGAUCAUUUUUCAAAUGUUUGAGGUUAUAUGAUAGAAUAGAAACAAGGGAGAAAGGUGGAUGAGAGAAAAGGGCCUAAAGGAUUACAGAAGCCAAGAGAGCAGUUUGUCUUGAUACAGGUUUAGAAGAAUCUGCAUUUACAGGAGGAGCCAAGAACCUCAGGCAAAGCAGAUACUGCAAGGAAAUGUGGAUCAAGCUCAGAAGAAUUGAGUGCAACUUCCAGUUCUGUGUCCCCUACAGCAGCAUGUGGCUCAUGUGACCCACUGAGGACCCAAGUGCCCCACAUCGCUCCCAGGUGGCGAUAACAUGAGAAAUGCCCACCCACAAGGCUCCUCCCAGGCCCUGGCAGGAAGAAUCGCUGAAUGGCUGACGUUUGACAACAUGCACCACCAGUGGCUUCUGUUGGCCGCGUGCUUUUGGGUGCUUUUCAUGUUCAUGGUGGCCAGCAAGUUCAUCACACUAACCUUCAAAGACCCGGACGGAGCGCACUGUGAGCUGGCAUCAGGGCAUCACCGAGGUGCAGGGGUGUCCCAAUCCCUGGCCCCGGCCUUCAGGGAACCGAGGUGCUCCGUGUCCAUGGGCGGCUCCUUCCAGCUCUGUCCCCGGGGAGCCUACAGCGCCAAGCAGGACUUUCUGUUCCUGACUGCCGUGCCCGAUGUGGGGAGGUCGCCAGGAGAGACACACUUCCCUGAGGAGCUGAAGCCGACGGGGAAGAUGCUGGUUGAGCCCCUGGUCUACACGCAGCGCCUGGAGCUCAUGAGGAACGUGUGCAGAGAGGAUGCUCUGAGGAACCUGUCCCACACCGCCGUCUCCAAGUUUGUCCUCGACCGGAUUUUCGUCUGUGACAAGCACAAGAUUCUCUUCUGCCAGACCCCCAAAGUGGGCAACACCCAGUGGAAGAAAGUGCUCAUUGUGCUGAACGCAGUGGCCAACUUAAGAGGCGACCAGACCAACACACCUUCUUCCCCUACCCCACCCCCCAUUUGCUUCCCAGGAGCCUUCCCUUCCAUCGAGGAGAUCCCUGAAAACGUGGUGCACGACCAUGAGAAGAACGGCCUCCCACGCCUCUCCUCCUUCAGUGACACCGAAAUCCAGAAGCGCUUGAAAACAUACUUCAAGUUUUUUAUCGUAAGAGAUCCUUUCGAGAGACUGAUCUCUGCGUUUAAGGAUAAGUUUGUCCACAACCCCCGCUUUGAGCCUUGGUACAAGCACGAGAUCGCCCCUGGCAUCAUCAGAAAGUACAGGAGGAACCGGACGGAGACCCGGGGCAUCCAGUUUGAGGACUUCGUGCGCUACCUGGGUGACCCCAACCACAGGUGGCUGGAUCUGCAGUUUGGGGACCACAUCAUCCACUGGGUGACGUACGUGGAGCUAUGCGCACCCUGCGAGAUCACGUACAGCGUUGUCGGGCACCACGAGACCCUGGAGGACGACGCUCCGUACAUCCUCAGAGAGGCGGGCAUCGACCACCUGGUGUCCUACCCCACCAUCCCCCUCGGCAUCACUGCGUACAACAGAACCAAGGUCGAGCGCUACUUCCUGGGCAUCAGCAAACGAGACAUCCGGCGCCUGUAUGCACGGUUUGAGGGGGACUUUAAGCUCUUUGGGUACCAGAAACCAGAGUUUUUGCUAAACUAACGUGUAGGACCAUGAGUUCAGAUAUCUUUGUUAGACCAGAGGCUAACCAGGUGGAGCUCAGGCACAGAAAUGACACUUCUUCCAUCUCACUCCUCUUGAGGACUGCCACUCCCUGAGGACCGGGGUGCACCUUGCCCAGUGAAGCUGGACCCUGACUGUUACGACAUAGUCUGCGCAUAAGGUGCAUGGAGGGUCCUGGCCCCCACCCUCCAGUGCCACUGAGCCUCUGCUCUCCCCGGGUGGUGGGGAUAGCAUUAAACAUUUGCAGUCAGACAGAGCCAAGGGGAAAAUCAGACAGCCUUGAUCGUCUCCCUCAGUUAUCAGACACCUGCAGGGCAGGGCAGUGCUAUCUGUCGCCAGGGGACAGCAGGCAUGGCACCCAGCACUUUGAAGAGAGGCAGACAGCGGUACCCUGCAGACAUCCCAGGGGCCGAGACAGGAUCAGAUCUGAGUAAUAAAGUCAUCUUCUGGCUCUCAUCUUGGCCGCCACUGUCAUCGCAGAGGCAGACCCUUCUCUCCAUGGCUGUCUAGUUCCCGAGAAGUUCAGGAAUGACCCGAGGGCGCUCCUCCCCGUCCACCUUUUCAGAAUACAUGCUGUCUGCUGCUCGGCCGGAUUUCCACACCUUACCUGCCAAGUGAUUAUCUCAUUCAGUCCACGAGACCCAGUGUUGGGAAGUGAGGGAGUGUCCAUUCUUCCCACCUGAGGAAGGGAGCAUCUUUGGGGGCCUUAACGGGAGCAUGGCCUGGGAAGGGGCAGGGCUGGACGGGUGCCGGAAUCCAGGCUGCCCUGGACCUGGGCACGUCCUUCCCAGUGACUUUCUGCCUCUUGUCUCUGAUGGACUCACAUGGGUGGGCACAGAGGUCUUCACCCGUCUCCUCCAGGACCAGUCCCUCCUGGGGGCUGAAGGCAGGCACAGGCAGCAUGCCAGCAUCACCAGAUCAGUGCGGUGUACACAUUUUAGUCUCCUUUCAUCUCAGCAAGACGUGUCCCACUGGGCCCAUUUCUGAUGAUGCCGUCAUCCUGACCCACGUUGGAUAAUCAGGUUCACCAGCAAUAAAACCUUGGGCCGAGGCAGCCCAUGUAACACAUCUUCCAGGCACUGAGGAGCAGCGGACCACACUCGCCACUUCAUGUGCCAGCCGACAGUGAGGCCCCUCGAGGUCUGGGACAGUCUCCCUGCAGAAAGUCCCCAGUGUCCAACCAGGCUGCACAGGGCUCGGGAGCCCAGCUCUUCCUCCAGGCAGCCCCUGCCGUCCCUUCCUCAGUGUGACUUCCUGAGUUUGUAAAUGUGAAAGUAACACGAAAUAAAAAACGUGCCAACCUGA